UCUCUGGCCUGUCCCCGAGUGCUCAUGGGCAGCCAAGGCCUGGGGACGGCUCAGGCAGGGUAGAUGUAUUUGCCAGGCCAGCUCCCGUCCCUGGGACCUCAGGGAGUAGCUUCAUCCCUGAAGGCUGAGUGUCUUCUGCCUCAUGUGGGUGGCCCCUCUGCAGGGUUCUCAGGCAUCCAGGGAAGUGGGUGCCACAGCGUUGCCUCCAGCCUCACUGGGGCUGGCUGGACUUUGCUCUGACAACACAGCAGUGGCUGGGCCCCUGCAACUCUCCAGGGCUCAGUUUCCCUGUUGGCCGCACUAUGGCAUAGGCCCCUGUGUGGACACCGAUGAGCUGACCCCACAAAUGCCACCCGGCCGCUCCCCCAGGCUUCAGUGGCCUAACAGCUGUUGUGUCAGGAACCAGCUUAAAGAAUCUUUCUUGCUUUCUCAAACUCUCCAGGAAUUCCUGGUGACUGGAAGGGGGAGUGACUCAGGCCCUCAACCUCUAGCAGGUAAGGGAGCUGCCUCCUGGGUGGGCAUGCCCAGUUCCUCAGUGGGCCCAGCGCGGCCCAGCCUCCGAGGAAGCUCUGAGCAGCUGGCUUGGCUCGGAGGUAUUUUUAGCUACAGAUCCAGCCCCCCUCCAUCACAACAGUCGAGUCCAAAUCAAACGCACUCCAGGCAGGUGGGGCUGGGGUUCUGCCAGCCUCCUGGCCAGCAGGGGUGGGUGGGCAGACUGGGGCCAGUAUCAGCUGUUCUGCCUGGACCCAGGCCGGGCUGGGAAGGCACACUUGUGCUUAUUUCCCGCCUCCACUUCUGUGCAAGCUUGUGCUGUCAUAAGCAGAGAUCACAGCCCCAUUUCUUGGAUGGAGAAAGUGGACACUGA
Pan troglodytes (chimpanzee) is the source of this 865-nucleotide messenger RNA. RefSeq lists its product as uncharacterized. The record is from RefSeq and is a predicted model, not a curated record. The transcript has a single exon. NCBI's taxonomy places the organism in Eukaryota, Metazoa, Chordata, Mammalia, Primates, Hominidae. The coding region runs from base 143 to 865 and encodes 240 amino acids.